GGGGGCGAAGCAGCCAAUGAGAGGAGGGGCGGGUGAAGAUGGCGCUGGCGGAGCUGUGCGCUCUGGAGAAGACUCUCGGUCUGAGGAGAAACCAGUUCAGUGACUGUCAGGGCGACAGUGGGGUUCCAGUGCUUCAGACAAAUAAUGGGCCUGGUCUUGUGGGACUGACUACCAUAGCGUCUCACCUUGCGAAACUGGCCCAAAGAGCAGAACUCUUGGGAACUACACCAGAGGAGAGCGCAGUAGUUCAGCAAUGGCUUGAAUAUAGAGUAACCCAGGUAGAUAGGUGCACCAGUCAAGAGGACACAAGAACUAUUUUAAAGGAUCUCAAUCGUUACCUGGAAGAUAAAGUAUACCUGGCGGGAAAUGGCUUCACUUUAGCAGAUAUUUUGGUGUACAAUGGCUUGCAUCCUAUUGUGACCCGGCUUACCCAUGAAGAUCGAGAGAAAUAUCUGAAUGUGUCUCGGUGGUUUAACCACAUCCAACACUAUCCUGGAGUCAGACAGCACUUUGACGCCAUCAUCUUCAUGAAGAACAGACUCUAUCCUACCAUCCAUUAGGAAAGCUCUCUGCAGUCUUUAUGUGUCAUGCUGAAUCUGAGCAUCUGCUUGUCAGGGUUGAAGUAGUGAGGGUUGACAUGGGCACAUUUGCUGACUAUUUCUGCCAUACAUGAGAACAGGGGUUGUGUUCUUUUGUCUGCCUGAACUGACUUUAGGUCAAAAGCCAAUUAAUUUACGACAUUUUUAUUUUCAGUCUGUAUUGAACUCCAAAAUUGGGUAUACUGUGAGUAUACUUGGUUGCCUCCACUAUGUUAAACAUAACCUUGUACAACAUCUGAUAUCCACAUGAUACAAUACAUUGUCUGUUGAACUACAACCACAUGCGCAAAAUCCUCAAGCCUGCCUAUUGAGCAUCAGCCUCCCUACUCGGUCUUUAGAUCUGGAGCUUCAAGCACCUGAAGUAGGUUACCUGAAUGUUUUUUCAAGUGGCAAAAUCCUGAAAACACUUCAGGCCCUUUUCCAGGUUUACCAAUUCCUCAAUGCAGUACACUAAAUGUUGCAGAAAUCCCACAACGUGAUGCAACACAAAAUAUUCGGAAAGCUUGGGCAAGCUGUAUUUGAACUGUGUUUGCAGGCACUGAGAUUUUGCAUGUAACAUUUGCUGAUAUUGUACAGAUCUCAGUGGGAGACGUGCUGGAGUUGGCCUCUGCCCGUUUGUUAUUUUGCUCCUCUUUUUAGGGUUCUGCCUCCUCUGCUGUACAUCAUUCUCUGACUGAAGCAGCCCAUUCAUCCUCCUGCUUAUCACAGGGUUAAUAUUGUGGGAAUCCCCUUUAUGAGAAAUUGUAUAGGAAAAUCCACAUUUUAGUACUGCUUGCUACAAUUUGAUGGUAUUGUUUGGAGAAUCACAAGGGUGGUGGUGCCAUUGAUGUGGAUAUCAGAUGUUCUACUGUACACAGUUGUGAUUUGGGAUGAUUCUCAUUUCUCAGUGGGUUCAUAGCAAAAUUGUACUAGAUCGUUAGAAGAGCAGUUCAAGAUUUUACUUGAUGCCUUUUGUUAAUGAGUAAAAUGAAUAAAUAAACUUCUUUUAUGAGGGUAUAAGAAAUGUGAUCCUGCACAGUUGUUUUAGUACAAUUGUUGGUGCAUUCCAGCAAUAGGAGCAGACCAUGUUUGUUCCUGUCACUGAAGGAGCACUGGUUAGAAGUUAGUUACCUCCGAAAUAAAUUAUCUACAUUGGAGGUGAGGGCUACAUUGGAAUGAGUAAAUAAAUCCUGAAUUACAGAUUGAGGAGUAAAUGUGACUGCCCUCCAUCUACAUAUCCCAUCUAAUUGCUAUAUUAAACAUACUAAUUAACAAAGGGCACUGAGUAAAAUCUUGAAUGUGUCUUCUAACUAACCAGUACAACUUUAGCAAUAAAUUGAAGAGAACAGUGGUGUUAUGCGUCACUGAGCCUUGUUUGUUGUGUAGAUUUAAACCAAAGGAUACUGUGCUAUGUGGUGUUUGAAAUGUAACAAAAAAGCUAACAAUUUUUUAUUAAUAGUGACCUAAGAAUUUCCAUAGGCAACCUGGAUUACCUUCUUUAAAAAGGAAAGUACUUGUGUUUGCAUUAUCUUUUUUAAUGAUUUUAAGGCCGGUGAGAAUGUGCUAUUGUUAAUAAAAGGGAGCCAGUAAUCUUCGCUCAACUGUGACGAUCGCUAAUCUACUGUGACCCUACCAGUCACAAAACCAUGUCUUAUAAUAAAAUCAGUACACAAGGUGACUAUUUCACAUUAAUGUUUAUUAGCAGAUGUCUGGAAUGAGUACUCUGAAAUAAAUCAGAAUAAAUUUAGUUGAUUGUUAUUUGGUACGAGCAGUUUUAAAAUUCACAAAAAUACAUCCCAAACCCGAGACCUCAUAUAUUAACAUGGAAUGCUGUACAACACUUCUUCUUGGAAUUUGUUUUAAUAUUUUUGAAUAUGAAAAAAACAGGACUGAGUAAGCUUGUUAAAACUUUAUCUUAAAAUGAUCUCAGUAUGUUUGCACUUGACCUCUGAUAGUUCUUCAUGGCUCAGUGUUAUCAAUUCAAUACCGCCUUUUAAUAAGAUUCUCUUCUUUGAUAACAUGUGUUACUAGUAAAAGAACUUGGGUUCUGAUAGAAAUGAGCAUGGUAGUACUGGGCAUAACUUUCCGAGACACUUUGCUUAAUGGCUGUAAUGAGGAGUCCUCUUUUUUAUGGUUUAAAACAAUAUACAAUGAAUGUCCCACUGAGACUGAUAGUUUGUAUAAGGACUUGGUGGAGCAAAGUUGCAUACAGCUGCAUUUAAAGAAAUGUCUUCAUUUACAAUGGAAUGCUUAUUUAAUAUAGUCCAUCCUGUUCAUAAUUCUUGAUCAUCAACUCCCGAUUUAAUCUCGCUAACCAUGGCAGCAAUGAUCACGAGUCUUCAGUAUGGAAAAUUGCCAUGAAUUGACAGCACAGAAUGCACUGGUUGUCAGCCUCUGUAUCAAGACCUGUUACCAGUACAAAGAACAUGAGAACUCAAUAAAAGCUCAGUGUCAAUUA
Callorhinchus milii (elephant shark) is the source of this 3036-nucleotide messenger RNA. It is a transcript of the gene eef1e1, whose product is annotated as eukaryotic translation elongation factor 1 epsilon 1. Bases 39 to 560 code for a protein of 173 amino acids. Gene Ontology annotation, cellular component: aminoacyl-tRNA synthetase multienzyme complex; cytoplasm; nucleus. The record is from RefSeq and is a predicted model, not a curated record. NCBI's taxonomy places the organism in Eukaryota, Metazoa, Chordata, Chondrichthyes, Chimaeriformes, Callorhinchidae. Gene Ontology annotation, biological process: positive regulation of DNA damage response, signal transduction by p53 class mediator. The transcript is spliced from 4 exons.